AUGAACGAGGUUUUCCAGGAUAUGAUCAACCGCUUUCUAAACAUCUACAUUGACGACAUCCUGAUUUACUCCUACUCCCUGAAGGAACACAUACAGCAUGAGCAAACAGUUCUUCAACGGCUCCUUGACCAUAACCUUUAUGUGAAGACUGAAAAGAGGGCCUUCAAUGUAACCUCGGUAAACUUCCUCGGCUUCGUACUGAAACUUGGAGGGGUCAGCAUAGAUGAGAGCAAAGUCACCGCCAUCAGUGAGUUUGGGGAGGUGUGCAGUGGUCGUCUGCGUCUGCCCAGUAAGAAGGAGAUCUGUGUGGCAAUCAAGACGCUGAAGGCAGGAUACACCGACAAACAGAGGCGGGACUUCCUGUCCGAGGCAUCAAUCAUGGGACAGUUUGACCAUCCAAACAUCAUCAGGCUGGAGGGAGUGAAACAUGAUGCCCAGUUUACUGGUAUCCAGUUGGUGGGCAUGCUGCGUGGCAUCGCGUCGGGCAUGAGGUACCUGUCUGACAUGGGUUACGUCCACAGAGACCUGGCCGCUCGUAAUAUCCUGGUGAACAGCAACCUGGUGUGUAAGGUGUCUGACUUCGGCCUGUCCAGAGUCCUGGAGGACGACCCCGAGGCUGCUUACACCACACGGGUAAGACAUGGUGCGUGGACAGCUCCAGAGGCCAUCUCCUACAGGAAGUUCACCUCGGCCAGCGAUGCCUGGAGCUACGGUAUCGUGCUCUGGGAAGUGAUGUCAUACGGGGAGCGGCCUUACUGGGAGAUGUCCAAUCAGGACGUGAUCAAAGCGGUGGAUGAGGGCUACAGACUGCCUCCUCCUAUGGACUGUCCUGCAGCUCUGUACCAGCUGAUGUUGGACUGCUGGCAGAAGGAGAGGAACAACAGACCCAAGUUUGAACAGAUCGUCAGCAUCCUGGAUAAACUCAUACGCAACCCUGGGAGCCUGAAGAUCACAGCCAACACCUCAUCCAGGCCAGCCAACCUGCUUCUGGACAGGAGAAGUUCUGAGGUGGUUCCAUCGUUGGACACCAUGGGGGAUUGGCUGGACAGCGUGAGGACUCUGCCCUGUAAGGCCUUCUCCGGGGUCAGCUACAGCUCCUGUGACACCCUGCCCAAGACCUCCGCAGAAAUUUGUCUGACAAAGGUCCAGCACCACGUCACAGCAGCCACCUGCCCAGAGUGGGAGCCUUCAAUGGGGAUCACCACCCUCUAACCCCCCCUCCUCUCCAUCCCCUACUCCAGAGACACCGGAUGGUGGGUGGACCACUGUGC
Molecule: messenger RNA, 1271 nt
Organism: Salvelinus sp. IW2-2015
Lineage: Eukaryota; Metazoa; Chordata; Actinopteri; Salmoniformes; Salmonidae
Product: ephrin type-A receptor 3-like
Biological process (GO): axon guidance; protein phosphorylation; ephrin receptor signaling pathway
Cellular component (GO): dendrite; plasma membrane
Molecular function (GO): transmembrane-ephrin receptor activity
Source: RefSeq, a predicted model, not a curated record